This is a messenger RNA of Geodia barretti, 231 nucleotides long. NCBI's taxonomy places the organism in Eukaryota, Metazoa, Porifera, Demospongiae, Tetractinellida, Geodiidae. The record is from the annotation of a GenBank genome assembly.
AUGCAUACGGCGCGAUAUGCCCAGCGUCAAGACAGAGCGGUGCUUGCCUGUCGGUGGGAGACACGGCACCCGCUGAGCGAGGGACCACGCGAACUGAUCAGGACUGGCGCGUUUCCGUUCGCACCGACUGAAGUUGAUAAGGUCGUUGAUGUGCUGACACACCCCGAACGUCUUGAGACGUACGCAAGCAGCACUGCAAGUGAACAGAUGGGGCUGUUUGAGGCGGAGUAG